GAAACAUGCUUUUCAAGUAGUUCCGCUGACAGUAAACAACCAAUGCAGUCCUCCCCACCACACACAGCCAAUAUCUGACAUCGACCAGCAAGUAGCGGGCCAGAACACCGCAUAUCCACCACUACUUCCAGCAGCGGCACCGAAACGGACAUGUACGUUAAGUGAAUGAGCAGAUAGCGAGCACCGCUCACCUGUCAGAGCCGCGGCGAGGAUGGAGGAGAACAUCGAGGAGCUCUCGCCUCUGCGGAUCACCUCCACAGUGCGAGCGCUCAGCUCCGCACUGCGAGGGAAGCGUGAACACGUCAAUGACUCCAGCCGAGUGAAAAGCGACAGGAUGUUCCCCGAACCGGAGAAGCUCUGGUUCAAGGAGAGCAGCGCGAAAAACCUGCGGAACAGGGACUUCUUGUCCCCGAGCACGAUGCUCAACACGCUGUAUGCGGACGGACAGGUUCCUCCGGCGGUCAUGUCCCGAGUUCUGUCUCUCCGAGGCGGUGGGGUGCUUCCUGUGGCGGGUGGGGAGGUGAUGGGCGAGGGCUUGAGGCUGCGAGUGGACCGGGUUGCAGCUUUCAGGGCUGUCCUGGCAGGCGGAACCACUGAGUAUCUCAAGCCCUCGAGUCAGAGGGAGGGCUGUGUGGUGCUCAACUGUCCUGCGCUGCACCCUAAACCCAACACACCCACUCCUGACACGCUGAGCCUGGGCCAGCUGAGAACUGUUCUGCUGACUGACCACAUGGGGGCACUGUUGAGGAGACAAGGAUUUGAAGUUUACUUCUGCCCAACUCUUCCGGAGGACAGCGACGUCGCCGCCUUCCUCCAAGCUCUGGGCAUUGAUUGGCCGACGGCUCCCGCUAACUGUGCGAAUGAUGAGCGGGAGGAGAAGAUCCAGAAAGCGCUAGAGAACUCUCCGUACAGAGAAAGGGGAACAGAGAGAGGCAGGAGGACCAGCGGGGGAGGAGGUAGAAAAGCUGCGGAGGAGGAGAAUGAAGGAGGGCUCCGAAUUAAUUUGAAACGGGUUUUCCAAGAGGAGGGGCUGCUAGGGUAUGACCCCACCCUUGGCACCUGCAAAGUUCACAGAGACAGCGUUUCCCACCUGGCACAACUGGAUCUGUCCACGGCCGAUAUCACCGAAACCAUGGUAACAGUGCUACAUGUGACUUCUUGUCAGGAUGAGUUUCGCCAGCAGCAGAUAGCAGUGCUGUGGCGAGCCAGUGGAGCGACACACUCUCAGAGGCAUCUUGUGUGUGGGCCUGUGAAGACCCCCGGUUCUCACCUCACUGCUGCACAGUACCUACAGCUGAGAAAAGGUCAGAUGAAGGAGGCUUCAGAGAUGAAGUAUGGAGAUAAAGUAGAGGGCCAGACCUGGGAUGACAUCAUCAAAGUCAUGACCUCCGCCACGGUCAGAUUUGAGCUGCUAUCAACAGUUCACACAAGCCCUGUGACGCUGGACGUCCAGAGGGAAGGGGGCGUGUCUACCAAAGGGCCGAGAGGAGGCGUGUUUGUGAUGUAUAACUGCGCCAGAUUGCACACUCUGUUCGACAGCUACGAGAGAGGAGUGGAGAAGGGUCUGUACCCAGAAAUCCCUGAUGGGUCCCAGUUGGACUUCUCUGCUCUCAAAGAAGAGGGUGAGUGGCUUUUACUCUUCAAUUAUCUUAUUCCUUUCUCGGAGCUGCUCGACCAAUCGGGACAAUCACUAGAUUGUGAAGGAGGAGGAGCCAGAGUGAACAUUAAAACCGAACAGAUCUGUAAAUUUCUCGUCUCGCUCAGUAAAGACUUCAGCUCGUACUACAACAGAGUCCAUGUGCUGGGGGAGCCAUUGCCUCACCUCUUCAACCAGAUGUUUUGUCGUCUCCAUCUGCUAAGAGCCCUGAGGGAGCUGUACCACAGAGCUCUGGAGACCCUUAACCUCCCCCCCAUCAGGCAGCUAUAGCCUCAACAUAACACCAUCAUCCUUCACACUUUGCUUCACCCAGUCCGCCUUCUUUCCUAAACUCUUCCCUGUAUGUCGUGUAUCCGGCUGAGAGACUUGCUGUUACAGAUGCUUGUAGGAUUUCUGCCCGUCAGUGUUGGUGGACUUACUGGAGCUGAUUAUUUUAUAAGUGUCACCGUAAGAUAAUUGCUCAGUUGCAGAGUUUUGACAGGAAUAAUUUGGCGUGUUGACUCUGAUGAUGGAUAUGAAUGUCAGUAUGACUCGUCCGUUUCACUCUGACUCUGUCGAUUUUAUUUUUUUCUCUCCGUCCGUUUGGAGAUCAAUCAAAAAAUAUCAAAGUAUUCCUUUACCAUUUUCCAUCAGCACAUCUAGGACCAGAACCGUGACACCAGAAUCGGGCUUUUGAUUUCUGAACUUGUUCUUAGAAUAGCACUACUGACUCAAAAAGACACUGAACCUAACAGAUAUGGUUUGAUAUUUGUGCCAAAAACUGAGUAUUAUGAAUCUACCAAUCAAGAGAUUUAGCUCUAAAACCUGCCUUAAUGUCUGCAUGUUUGCUUUUUGACCAACAUUAAUUCAAAUCAGUUGAAUUUUGUGUAUUUUUAGGAUAAAUUUGAUCAAUUUUGAACCUGGAGGAUUGAUAUUGGUGGAUAAUUUUCCAUUUUUCUAAUUUACUACAGACUAAAAGUCUAAAUCAGAAUAAACAGCCUAAGUUCAGUCACAAAAAAAAAGCUCACCUGUUUCAUUUUCUCUGCGUGAACUGGAUGUAUCUAAAGUCUUGAAGUUGACGCCAAUGAAACUGGUUAAAACUGUAACUAAAGAAAUGCCGAGGCAAACUGAUUCUAAGUUCAGGUUGACGCUGUUCUUGAACGUGGCGAGUAUAUCGCGCGACGAUAAGGGAGGCAGAAAAAAAAACUUUCAAAGCUCAGGUUUGGGAGAAUUGCAGCUAUUUUUAUUAUGUUUUUCCCCCAAUCUAAAAACCAAAAAACUUAAAAUGCAACUUUGUGAGAGAAGUUGAUAACUCGCUCGUUGAGGUCAAAGAAGCUUGUUAAAGUAAACUGGUUUCUGUAAAACUAAACCUUUAAUUUUUUUUGUUGGUCCAAAUCGCAUUCAUGUGUCGCCUCUUUAAAUCACCUCCACUUCCUCUAUGCCUGACUAAAGUUUACUGAUUCCAGUUUGUCUGUGUAUUUGUUCAUGCCAUAGGUAUAUUUAUUGUUGAUUAUUAAAAAAAAAAAGAUAUCUGUACAUUGUGUAUGUUAUGCACACAAGUCUUAAUCUAGUUGUGUUCCUGAAGGUGAAUCCCCCAUUAAAUCCCAUCUAUCCUGCUGGACAAAUCACAGCCGUUAGUAUUAUAUUGUAGAGUAAGUUAUUGACAAAAACCCUAGCAGAUAUUAGGUCGUCGUGCCACAAAGUUAGAAAAUAUAAGACAUAGCAUGAAAUUUAUACGUAAAAGUCUUAUUUAUGGAUUUGGGAAGGGGAGACUUAAUCGCUGAACUUCUUUUUCAUUUUGUAUUAAACUGAUUAUUUUAUCCAUUUGUUUUUGUUUAUUUAAUUUAAAAAUGAAACCAAAUUGGUGUUUUGUGAACAAAUGUCCAACACAAAAACUCACAUUUACAAAGCAUGAUUUCUUUAUUUUGACCCAUGCAGAUGUGCAGGAUGUCUGUUUUAUAGACUUUUGUUUGCCAAGAAAAGGUGACAUGAUUUUAUUUGCCACUGUAAUUGCAAGCAGUAUUAAAGCAGAGGACGUGCAUAAAUGAA
Molecule: messenger RNA, 3685 nt
Organism: Poecilia latipinna (sailfin molly)
Lineage: Eukaryota; Metazoa; Chordata; Actinopteri; Cyprinodontiformes; Poeciliidae
Gene: dalrd3
Product: DALR anticodon binding domain containing 3
Exons: 13
Coding region: 212-1927 (571 amino acids)
Biological process (GO): tRNA C3-cytosine methylation; arginyl-tRNA aminoacylation
Molecular function (GO): ATP binding; tRNA binding; arginine-tRNA ligase activity
Source: RefSeq, a predicted model, not a curated record